AUGCCUCCUAAAUGCGAGUUAUGUGAAGAUUAUGGACAUCGUUGCCCAACUACUGUAGUUCCGAGUGUCUCUACUGGCAGUAAAGAUGUUCAGCCUCGGGUUGGUGGAACUCCUCUGUCAAAGCCCCUUCACAAUCAGUCCGUGUCGUCAGCUUCAGCAAAUAUUCAACCUGUUACCUCAGCUCAGUUUGAUGAUGAAGAAGAAUUGAUAAAGGCAGCACAGUUGAUUAUUCGUAACCGCAUUGCUAGUUCACAAGCAGUACCAUCUCAACAUGGACAUGGAGCCUCAAAUAAAAAGGGCAAAAAAGCACGACAGCUUCAAAGGAAACAACUGAUGAUUUUGUCCUCCCCUCUUACGGUACCUCCUGAUCCGUCGGGUACAGUCACAAGUGCUCCCCCUCAGGUGCCCUGCACCGCCCCUCCUACAUCAUUCUUAUAA
Messenger RNA from Arabis nemorensis, 438 nucleotides. Lineage: Eukaryota; Viridiplantae; Streptophyta; Magnoliopsida; Brassicales; Brassicaceae. The record is from the annotation of a GenBank genome assembly.